Messenger RNA from Chanos chanos (milkfish), 1309 nucleotides. RefSeq names its product chromosome 15 C11orf54 homolog (gene bkgd). Bases 60 to 1019 code for a protein of 319 amino acids. The record is from RefSeq and is a predicted model, not a curated record. Lineage: Eukaryota; Metazoa; Chordata; Actinopteri; Gonorynchiformes; Chanidae. The transcript is spliced from 8 exons. Gene Ontology annotation, molecular function: zinc ion binding; hydrolase activity, acting on ester bonds. Gene Ontology annotation, cellular component: nucleus.
AAGCCUGCACGGUACAACCCUCCAAGUUCUCAGGAACGAGAGCGAUCCUCUAUUAGAGAAUGGCAGAUUACAGUAAAACCGAAAAAGUCCCUUUACACGUUCCAGAUCUGGAGGAAUUAUGUCAAGUGCUAGAGAAAGGUCUGAAACAGAAUUUUGCUGACGCGUCUGUCCGUGUUACUGACUGUCCAGACCUCACACAACAUCCUUUCCAGUUUCCCGUCAAGGGACUGUGUGGCAAACCGCGUAUAACUGAUGUAGGGGGUGUGCCCUAUUUGAUCCCAAUGGUUCAAGCACACAAGAUAUACAAUAUGAACACUGUUUCCAAAGAAUUGGAGCUUCCUGGAGCUUUCAUUCUUGGUGCUGGAGCUAUCUCAUCCAGAACAGCUGGAAUGAAUGCAGAGCUGAUGCCUCUGGUGCUGACUGAAGCUGAGGGCAGACCAGCAGUGAAUGGCAGCUACUUUUCUUCCAUCAACCCAAAGGACGGCAAAUGUCUACAGGAGAAAUACAGCGAUAGGUUCCACGACUGUGACUUUGGUCUGUUGGGAAACCUUUAUGCAUGUGAGGGGAAACCUGGAAAGGUCAUUGAGGUCAAGGCCAGCAGGAGGACAGGGCAGGACAGUCUGGUAAGCUCCAUGAGAAGGACCAUGGAAAGACACUACGGUGAGAAAAGUGUGGCACUGGGUGGAACGUUUGUGAUCCAGAAAGGGAAGGCCAAGAUCCACAUUAUGCCACGUGAGUUCUCAACCUGUCCUCUCAACACCGAGGAGGAUGUUAACAACUGGCUCAAGCACUUUGAAGUCAGCGCUCCCCUGAUUUGUCAGACCGUCAUGGUGUCCAAAGAUCCCGGUUUAGACCUGAGAGUGGAGCAUACCCACGGCUUUAGUCACCAUGGUGAGGGUGGACAUUACUACAUAGACACGACCCCUGACACAGUGGAGUACCUGGGAUACUUCCUGCCGGCCGAAUACAUCUACCGCAUCGACAGACCCAAGGAAACCCACCAGAUUGGCCGAGACUGAGUUUAUGUGGAAAUAAAAUAGAGGGAUUAUUUUAGUACAAUUUUCAGUUUGAUUUGGUUGAUCAUUGAGAAAUUAGUUAUUAAUAAAUUUGUAAUGAUGACACUCUGAUCUUGUAUAAUCUCCAUCACGAUAGCAUUGUCAAGGAAAUUUUAUUAAAUAAAAAUUACAUUUUUUUAAUAGAAGGUGAAGUGAGGGACAGCACCUGAUGUCAUGAUUUAGACAGCAUGUGCUGAGUAUCUUAACUAACUCACUAACUAAAUAAAUGAAUGAAUAAAUAAAUAAAAGCUACA